AUAUUUAUUGCCCUCGUAGCUCCAGCUGCUGCUGGAAGAGGAGGAGCUAGCUGGGCGGAGGAAGGAGGGGAGGGUGUUUGCAGGUCGCUGUUGCAGGCUCGCAGCAGCUGCCGCCGCCUCAGUGAGGGGCUCAUUACUCGUCGCAGCAGUUAUUGCUGUUACUGUAAUGGAGAGGAUGCAGCUGCAAGGGCCCAUCGCCUCCUCGCUGUGGGCGGACCAGCAGGCGGCCGCCAGCACCAGCGCCGCCGUGGCCGCGGCCGCGCAGAUGCCCUUCCUGGCGCUGCUCCAGGGCGCGGGCAUCGUGGUGGAGGACGGGCAGGACGGGCGCAAGAGGAACGCCGCCGCCUUCGCGAGCGCCGCCGACCUCGACCUGCUCGAGAGCUGCGUCACGCAGGCGGCGGCGGCGGCGGGUGACCCUGUGGCGUCUGCGCCGGCGACCAGGGCGGAGAGGCGGAGGAAGCGCCCGAGGCCGAGGACGCGCGCCGCGCCGCCGCCGGAGAAGCGCAGGAAGCCGGAGGAGGCCGAGAGCCAGCGGAUGACGCACAUCGCCGUCGAGCGCAACCGGCGCCGCCUCAUGAACGACCACCUCGCCUCCCUCCGCUCGCUCAUCCCCUCCAGCUACAUCCCCCGCGGCGACCAGGCGACGGUGGUGGGCGGCGCGAUCGACUACGUGAAGCAGCUCGAGCAGCAGCUGGUGGCGCUGCAGGCGGCCGCGGCCGCGCGACGCGGGGCCGCCGGCGCGGUGGGCACGGCGGCGACGGCCGCGUCGGACGGCGUGUUCGUGUCCCCGCAGUACGCGAGCUACUCGGAGGCGCGCGGCUGCUGCGGCGGCGUGGACGUGGAGGCGAUGGCCGCGGUGGGCGGGCACGUGCGCGUGCGCGUCGCGGGGCGGCGGUGGCCCGGGCGGCUCGUGCGCGCCGUCGCCGCGCUGGAGGACCUCCGGCUCGCGGUCUUGCACCUCGCCGUCACCUCCGUCGGCCAUGACGCCGUCGUGUACUGCUUCAACCUUAAGAUGGAGGACGGGUGCGAGGUGGCGACGGCCGACGAGGUGGCGGCGGUGGUGCACCAGAUCUUCGCCUACGCCGGCGGCACAUGCUGCUGACGACGACGCCGGCGGCAGCGGGCGGAGCACGUAGCGGAGACGAUAAGUCAAGAUCGCCAGAGCGCUGCGGGGCAUGCUGUAUGUACACGACGGCCGCGGCCGCAGAGGAGAGACGACGUCGGCAUGCGUAGAGAGAGGAGAGCUAGGGGACCGAGCAUGGCAACGGCCGGCUGCAUGCGGGGGUCCAUGCGGCGCGGCGCGCAGAGGAGAGCAGAGAGAAGGAGACCUCUCUCUGCUCUACUCUACUGUUGUUUACUUGGCUGCCACGACCAGCAACAGCAGAAACUGCAGUAAGGGUGAAGAGCGUAGUACAACAGUGUUGGAGUGGCAGGGCUAGCUGGC
Messenger RNA from Panicum hallii, 1444 nucleotides. RefSeq names its product transcription factor bHLH57-like. Lineage: Eukaryota; Viridiplantae; Streptophyta; Magnoliopsida; Poales; Poaceae. Gene Ontology annotation, biological process: regulation of transcription by RNA polymerase II. The transcript has 4 exons. The coding region runs from base 167 to 1102 and encodes 311 amino acids. Gene Ontology annotation, molecular function: RNA polymerase II cis-regulatory region sequence-specific DNA binding; protein dimerization activity; DNA-binding transcription factor activity, RNA polymerase II-specific. The record is from RefSeq and is a predicted model, not a curated record.